CUCCGACGCUCAUGUCAUCGCGCUGGCUGGUAACACAACAGCAAUGAACAUGUUCUCUACCCCUCAUCAGGGCUCCUUCCAGCAGCUGGAGAAGCUGGGCCAAGGCACAUAUGCAACGGUGUACAAGGGACGCAAUCGUCAAACCAAUGAAUUCGUGGCCUUGAAAGAGAUCCAUCUCGAUUGCGAGGAGGGAGCACCGUCGACAGCAAUUCGGGAAAUCUCGCUCAUGAAAGGACUCACGCAUGAAAACAUUCUGUCCUUGCAAGAUGUGGUGAAUGUUGAGGAUAAACUUGUGUUGGUGUUCGAGUAUAUGGACAAGGACCUCAGAAGCUACAUGGAUGCUCAAGGCCACCCACUCGACAUCAUGACCAUCAAGUCAUUCACCCAUCAAUUGCUGCGCGGGAUUUAUUUCUGUCACGACAACGGCAUCAUGCAUCGCGACUUGAAGCCCCAAAACCUGCUGAUCGAUCAAAACCGAUGCCUGAAGCUCGCAGAUUUUGGAUUAGCCCGUGCCUUUGGUAUCCCUAUCAGCACCUUCUCCAACGAGGUAGUGACUCUGUGGUAUCGAGCCCCGGAUGUACUGCUAGGGAGCAACACCUACAACACCAACAUUGAUAUCUGGUCCGUUGGGUGCAUUAUGGCGGAGAUGCUUACGGGCCGUCCGUUGUUCGCGGGCACAACGAAUGAAGACCAGUUGCAGGAGAUUUUCGACGUUCUGGGCACACCAACGGAACUCACCUGGCCUGGGGUCAGUCAGUUGCCUCAAUACAGGACUAACUUUCCACUCUACACCCCGCAGAACCUGCAGCAUAUUAUGCCAUCCUUAGAUCCUCUGGGUGCUGACCUGCUGGGGUGUAUGCUGCAGCUGAAUCCAGAGCUGCGUAUCAGCGCUGCUGAUGCCCUGCAGCAUUCGUGCUGUUAUUCCAGAACCCCCCUAACCAGGCAAUUGUGGCCAUAA
This is a messenger RNA of Aspergillus heteromorphus CBS 117.55, 958 nucleotides long. RefSeq names its product serine/threonine-protein kinase pef1. The transcript is spliced from 4 exons. Bases 44 to 958 code for a protein of 304 amino acids. Gene Ontology annotation, cellular component: cytoplasm; nucleus. Gene Ontology annotation, biological process: protein phosphorylation. The record is from RefSeq and is a predicted model, not a curated record. Lineage: Eukaryota; Fungi; Ascomycota; Eurotiomycetes; Eurotiales; Aspergillaceae. Gene Ontology annotation, molecular function: cyclin-dependent protein serine/threonine kinase activity; ATP binding.